Molecule: messenger RNA, 1433 nt
Organism: Paramecium sonneborni
Lineage: Eukaryota; Ciliophora; Oligohymenophorea; Peniculida; Parameciidae
Source: the annotation of a GenBank genome assembly
AUGUCAGCAAUUUGCUUUUUCUUAACCAAAUCUAAUUGGGUAAUGGUUGAUUCAAGUUUUGGCUAAGGUUUUACCAAUAAUUCAUGGAUUCUUUCAUUAAAGUGCGAUAAUUUUGAAUUUACAAAAGACAAAGAUGAGAAUAAUACUUGCUUAAGUAAUUCAAUUAAAUACGUUCGGUUGAAGAAAGAUAAUGCAAGAAUGGAUAAGAUAAUUCUGUAGAAAAGCUUUUAAUCUUAAGUAAUAGUUGAUAUUUUCUUUGAUGAUCGUAAUUCUGCUACUGAUAAAAUGGCGUAUUUCACCCUAAAUUACACUGUAGAGUCAGGUGUGAAAUAUAAAAUGUAAUCUAGAGAGUAUUUUAGGGGUAUAUAACUCAAAAUGCAAGGAAAAUAUGCAAUAAUACAGAAUUGGGAAAUUUUGACUUAUUGACAUACAUUGGUACUUCACCAAUUUUAUAUAAAGAAAAGUAUAACAUAUCUAUAGGUAUUGAAAGUUAAGAUGAUUUACAAUUGUUAGGAGUUCGAAAUUUGUUUGUUUAUGUGAAAUAUUGUUAACCAACUUGUUUAUCAUGUAAUGAUCCUUCAAUUUGUUUAACAUGUUCUUCUGGUAGUUUAAAUAAUGGAUUGUGUAUUUGUGAUCCUGAACAUUAAUUUGCUUAAGCUGGAAUUGGAUGUAGAUAAGAAUGUGAGAGGGAUUACUUUAUAGCAAGAUCAGAUAAUGUUUGUGUUCCUGAUAGAAGAAUUAAAUCUCUAUCUUAAUAUUUUACUUCUACUUUCACGACAUAUUCUCCUUUUUAAUUUGAUCCUGAUUCUAAUAAUGUAAGAAGCUCUCCUACAUUAACUAUUACUCAUUGCUCAACUAAAUAUGUUGGAAAUCUUCUUUACAAUGAGGGAAUGAGUUUGUCACUUGAAAAUUAGUAAAAUAUAAGAUUUAUCAGACUCAGGGUUACAUUUUAUACACAAGGUUUUUUAACUAACAGUGGAAUAUAAAUAAUUUUGGAUGACUAAAUAUAAGGUGAGAUAAUCAAAUCUUCAUCCACAUUCGAUUUCAAUUAAAUUAAAAAGAUUUAUAGUUCAAGUACCAUCUGUCCUACUUAUGAAAUUGCAAGAAUAGAAGCAAUUCUUCGAACUUAUUAAUCCACUCCAAAACUAAUUUUUAAAGGUAGAUAAUUAUCCUCAACUGCCGAAAUAUGGGGAUUCACAAACGUUACAAUCGAUAGCGGCAAUUGUAAAGAAAACUGCCAAGUUUGCCAAGAUUUUUCAACAUGUUCAUAAUGUUAGCCUACUUAUGUUCUAUUUUAAGGCGAAUGUAUUAGUAAUAGUUGUCCUGUGCAUUCAUCUAACUGUAUUGAUUAUGCUGAUAUGAUACCAAGUAUUUAACUAAUUAAAUAUAUAGAUUCGAGAUAUUUAGCUAAAGGAUUUAUAAUCUUAAUAUGA